Messenger RNA from Prorocentrum cordatum, 1752 nucleotides. NCBI's taxonomy places the organism in Eukaryota, Dinophyceae, Prorocentrales, Prorocentraceae. The record is from the annotation of a GenBank genome assembly.
AUGGAGGCAAAUUGCAAUUUGGGCUGCCACCUGCCGAGUCGAGAGUUCGACUAUAUAGUCGUCGGCGGUGGCUCGGCGGGCUGCGUCCUCGCGGCCCGUCUUAGCGAGGACCCGAGCUUGUCUGUGCUUUUGAUCGAGGCAGGCGGCCCUGGGGGCACCAGCGCCGUACGCUGGCCGUUCAGGUAUGCUCUGGACUUGCACGGUCGGAAUUCCGAGGUAGACUGGGCCUUCAAGACCGAGCCAGAGCCGCACCAGAACGGCGCCGUGCACAACUGGCCCCGCGGCAGGUGCCUCGGAGGUACCUCUGCCGUCAACGCCCUGAUCUACGUGCGAGGCGACCCAAAAACUUACGACGCGUGGGCGAAGCUCGGCUGCGAGGGGUGGAGCUGGAAGGAGGUGCUGCCCUUCUUCCAGAAGUCGGAGGGCUGCCUUUUUGGUGCCCCUGGUGACCACGCCAGCGGCGGGCCGCUGCAGACUCGCCGCAUGGACGACAUCCUCGCGGGCGCCGGGGAGGAUUGCGCGGAAGUGUCGCGCAGGGUCGGCCGCGCUUGCGUGGAGGUUGGCCUUGUCCGCGAAGGCGCCGAGGACUACAACUCUGGACCCCUUGCAGGGGCAGGAGGCACAACGCAGGUCAACGUCGGCCCAGACGGCACGCGCUGCGACAUGGCGCAAGCAUACUUGCGCAACAGCGGAGCUAACAAGCGGCCGAACCUGACGAUUUGGACCCACUGUCGCGCAGAACGCGUGGCACUCCGGGGAACCACCGCAGAAGGGGUGUGGUAUCGGGAGGGCCGGACGGACGCCGAGCUCCAGCGGAGCUCCAGCCGCGUCGUUUUUGCGCGCCGUGAGGUGAUCUUGGCAUGCGGGGCUGUCCAGUCGCCUCAGCUGCUGCUGCUGUCGGGCAUCGGGCCGAGGGAGCACCUGGCAGAGCACGGGGUGCCUGUGGCAGUGCCAUCACCCGGCGUUGGCAGAAGGAUGCUGGACCACUUGUUCGUGCCCAUGUUGUUCGCGGCCAGAGAGGCGGACCCGAUCGUCCGCGACCUGACGGCAGUGCGUGUCGCGCUGCCUCUUCUCUUCCGCUACUUCCUUUCUGGUGCGGGCCCCUUUGGUGGAUCUGGCAUCUCCAAUAUGGCCUUCACGCGUUCUGGCCUUCGGGAGAAGCAGGAUCCACACCACGAGGAGGUGGACAUACAACUGCACAUAGCUGGUGGCGUCCUCAAGUCUUCUCAUUUUGGGAUCUGGGAGACCAUGGCCCUCACCGGGGAGCACGGUGAAAUAUUUAGGGACCCAGGCAAGCUUCCCCGAGGAGUAUCCUUUCUCCCAACGUUGCUUCUACCAAAGAGCGAGGGGUGCAUAGAGCUCAGAUCUGGCGAUCCCAUGGAUCCGCCCCGCAUCCGUGCAGGCUACCUCUUCGACGACUACGACCUGCAGGUGCUGGUACGAGGGAUGAAACUGUGCCGAAGUGUAGCCAAGGCACCCGCACUUGCGGAGCAGCUCUCGCACGAGGUCGUGGAGCCAAGCAUCAGGCACCCGGCAGAUAGCGACGCGUACCUCGAGGAGUACGCGAGCUGCCGCAUGGGGCCGGACAGCGAUCCGCAGGCGGUGGUGGACUCCGCCUGCCGCGUCCGCGGGGCGCAGCGGCUGCGGGUGGUCGACGCCAGCGUCAUGCCCACGGCCAUGACUGGGAACACCAACGCGCCCACCGCAAUGAUCGCGGAGAAGGUGGCCGCCAUGAUCUUGGGCGCGGCGUGA